Balearica regulorum gibbericeps (East African grey crowned-crane) is the source of this 3006-nucleotide messenger RNA. The record is from RefSeq and is a predicted model, not a curated record. NCBI's taxonomy places the organism in Eukaryota, Metazoa, Chordata, Aves, Gruiformes, Gruidae.
CAAGCCUGAGAAGCUGGACAAGCCAGAGAGCUGUGAUAAUGUCAAGGUUGUUGUUCGAUGCCGGCCUCUCAAUGAACGAGAGAAAGCUACGGGCUACAAAAUGGCAGUCAAUGUAGAUGAGAUGAGAGGAACUAUAACUGUUCAUAAAACAGACUCCUCCAAUGAGCCUCCCAAGACAUUUACAUUUGACACAGUGUUUGGACCAGAGAGUAAACAGCUGGAUGUCUAUAAUUUAACUGCAAGACCUAUUAUUGACUCUGUCCUAGAAGGAUACAAUGGUACUAUUUUUGCAUACGGGCAGACUGGAACAGGCAAAACUUUUACGAUGGAAGGGGUCCGAGCGGUUCCUGAGCUUAGAGGCAUCAUUCCUAAUUCCUUUGCCCAUAUAUUUGGUCACAUUGCCAAGGCAGAGGGGGAUACAAGGUUUUUAGUUCGUGUGUCUUACCUGGAAAUUUACAAUGAAGAGGUGCGGGACUUGCUAGGAAAAGACCAGACACAGAGAUUAGAGGUUAAAGAGAGACCUGAUGUGGGAGUUUAUAUCAAAGACCUUUCAGCUUAUGUCGUAAACAAUGCAGAUGAUAUGGACAGAAUCAUGACUCUGGGCCACAAGAACCGUUCUGUUGGUGCCACAAACAUGAAUGAACACAGCUCUCGUUCACACGCCAUCUUCACUAUCACUAUUGAGUGCAGUGAGAAGGGGGUGGAUGGAAACAUGCACGUGCGCAUGGGCAAACUUCACCUUGUCGAUCUUGCUGGUUCUGAAAGACAGGCAAAAACUGGAGCCACGGGGCAGCGGCUGAAGGAAGCCACUAAGAUCAACCUCUCUCUUUCCACACUGGGGAAUGUCAUCUCUGCGCUGGUGGAUGGCAAGAGCACCCAUGUGCCCUACCGUAACUCCAAACUUACACGACUCCUUCAGGAUUCUCUGGGAGGCAACUCCAAAACCAUGAUGUGUGCAAACAUUGGUCCAGCAGACUACAACUACGAUGAGACUAUCAGCACUCUCAGGUAUGCAAACCGAGCCAAGAACAUCAAGAACAAGGCCAGGAUUAAUGAAGAUCCCAAGGAUGCUUUGCUCCGCCAGUUUCAAAAAGAAAUUGAAGAGCUUAAGAAAAAACUGGAAGAAGGGGAAGAGAUAUCUGGUUCCGAGACCAGUGAUUCUGAAGAGGAAGAUGAAGAUGACGAUGGGGAGAUUGGAGAGGAUGGGGAAAAGCGGAAGAAACGGCGGGAUCAAGCAGGCAAAAAGAAAGUUUCCCCUGAUAAGAUGGUAGAGAUGCAAGCAAAGAUUGAAGAGGAGAGAAAAGCUCUUGAAACUAAGCUUGAUAUGGAAGAAGAAGAAAGAAAUAAAGCCAGAGCUGAACUGGAGAAGAGAGAAAAAGACUUGCUUAAAGCUCAACAAGAGCACCAGUCCCUCUUGGAGAAACUGUCUGCAUUGGAGAAGAAGGUGAUUGUGGGAGGAGUGGACUUGCUGGCAAAAGCAGAAGAGCAAGAGAAGCUUCUAGAAGAAUCAAAUAUGGAACUGGAAGAACGAAGAAAGAGAGCAGAACAGCUUCGCAAGGAGCUUGAGGAGAAGGAGCAAGAACGCUUGGACAUCGAGGAGAAGUACACCAGCCUCCAGGAAGAAGCACAGGGGAAAACCAAAAAGCUGAAGAAAGUUUGGACCAUGCUUAUGGCUGCAAAAUCGGAGAUGGCAGAUCUGCAACAAGAGCAUCAGAGAGAGAUUGAAGGAUUAUUAGAGAAUAUUCGGCAGCUGAGCAGGGAACUUCGUCUUCAGAUGCUUAUCAUAGACAACUUCAUUCCUCAGGACUACCAGGAAAUGAUUGAAAACUACGUUCACUGGAACGAAGAUAUCGGAGAAUGGCAGCUGAAAUGUGUUGCAUAUACAGGAAACAACAUGAGGAAACAGACUCCUGUCCUGGAUAAAAAAGAAAAAGAUCCCUUUGAAGUGGACCUUUCCCAUGUUUACUUAGCUUACACUGAAGAAAGCUUGAGGCAAUCUCUGAUGAAGCUGGAGAGGCCGAGGACUUCAAAAGGAAGAUCCAGGCCCAAGACGGGUAGAAGAAAACGUUCGGCAAAGCCAGGAGCCGUCAUUGACUCUCUGCUGCAGUAGGUGUGACCUGUUCAGAAUUGCUGUAAAAAUCAGUGAAUGUGUAAGAUUUGGUCAGAAUAUGGAACUUGAGAGGCACAGUUUGACAUGGCUAUAAAAUCCAUGCCUUGCUGGUAUGGAGCUUUAUUUUAAAAAAAUGUAUUUCUCCUUAGUUGCCCGUAUAUUGUAUGUUAUAUUAACAUAAUAUUAAACAGGUAUAUAUGAUGGUUGUGAAAUUCCAUGUGUUAAAUGUGUUGUGCAGGAAAAAUUGUUGGCAAUCCUUGUUGAAAUGUAUAGAAAAUAAGGGUUCUAGAUGUGUGUUUAACUGCUAGACAUGUUAGCUCAAAAAGGUUGAAAUCCUAAAAUUUAAGGCUGGUAAAUCUGAUUUAUGCCAUGCUUUGCACAUAACUGGCAGCUUUCACUGUUGUCCUCUGUUGCACUGAUCUGUGUUUGAAUGUGGUUGCUGCAAACCUUUGAACUAAGAGCAUCAACCCCUUUUAUUUAAAUAUUCCUCACUGUGGCUAUUAACCUGAUCGUAUUGUGUAUUGAAUACACGCUCCUCUUCCCUUUGUUUGCUGUCUUGCUGUACAAAGAAAGUAGUUGCGUAGAGGAAACAUGAACUACAAAAGUCUGAGACUUCUGGGAAAGGGACCAUAUUCUGUUUUAAGUGCAACAGAAAACAAGUGUGUCACAGUAGUGCUUUCAUUUUUGUCCAUAGUGUGUGAUCCGCUGGCACUGUGGAGUGUGAGACCUUUGCAAAGGCAAAAGAAAGCUUUUUCCUCCUUUUAAGGCUGUGUUGCAGCAUUGCUUUGGCUGCUUUUCAUGCUUCUGAGCUGGAUUUUUUUAAAAUAUAUGUGAAUUGUUCUGUAAUCUGAACAGCAGAGAUUAUUUAAGGGGAUGCUGUAAUACUAGGACUUAAC